GGUGUAACAUCCGGGGAGUUUGAUGCCGCAAGAAAGAAUUGGAGCAGAGCAGAUGCCGACAAUUGAAAACCGUUUGGAGAAGAAAGAUUGAGAUCAUCAGGUGACCUUUGAACUUGGAGGAGAGUGUGAUAUAAUAAGAAAUUAUAUAUCACAGUGCCACCUUGUGUUGAGAUCAAGGAACAGUUCCAGGUUCAGCUCUACUGUGGAGGUGAAGUCGGGGUUGCCAUCAGGGGUGUGAAUCUUUCAAGAAGAGCAGAAAUAAAACUCUGCCAUGGUUGGACAGAGAGGCAACCGUGGAGGUGGAAGAGGAGGAGGAGCCUGGGGGGACGACUCCCAAGACAUGGGAGCUAUGGGGGGCAGUAUGCUAGGAGGGUAUGGAACCCAGAGUGACACUAGUAUGUAUGCCCAGGGAGGCAAGAAACGCUCUUAUAACGACUCCCAGGAUGGCUACUCCAUGCCUAAUUACUAUGACAGCACUUCUACAGACCCAUAUUUUCGCGGGAUGGAUCCCCCUGCGUCACGAUUUGUGAAGACUGAAAGCACCCAACAGCCAGACCAAUAUGCAUCCUACUAUGAGAACUGGGAUUCCGGCUAUUACAACCAGGGAAACGACUCCCAGUCUAGCUACUCAGACUAUGGCUCAUCCCCGCAGCAGUCCGGAGGAGGGUACAAUCAGUCUUCAGACUUCUCUCAGGAUGUUGACUUCCCAUCCAACAAUACUUCCGGCUUCAACAAGGGUUAUAACAAAAACCAACAGAGCUGGAACAAGCGUGGUGGAGGCGGUGGAGGAGGUGGAGGUCGAGGAGGUAGAGGACAGCAGCAACAGCAACAGCAACCAUGGGGGCGAGGAGGUCAAGGAAUGCGCGGUGGUGGCAGGGGAAAUAACCGUGGAAAUCAAGGUGGUGGCAUGAUGGGUAAGAGAGGCCAGCAAAAGCCUGGUUUCCCUCCCCAGAAGGCCUUUCCUGGACCCAUGCGUGGAAACAAGCGUGGGCGUGGGGGUAGAGGGGGUAAUGCCAUGGUGCCUCCCAUUCACAGUCUGGCCAAGGUGUCUGUCCCAGAUGUCACAAAGAUGUCUAUUGCAGAAAAGAUCAGAAGGUUCUGUCUCUACCUGCAGGCAGAGACCAACAAGGUGAAUUCCAUCCAGACCAUAGAGAAUGCACUGACGGGAAGUAAGCUGGGCCUGAAGACUGAGUACGAGGUUGAAGAGUUGAUGCGUGUGGCUGGGCGUUGGAUGUACACUGGUUACCUCAAGCUUGACAGUAUCUUUCUGACACGGUCAGUUGGGGCCAACAAAAAGGAGGUCAAGCACGACGUCUACACUAAAGGUCUGGACAUCGUCAAAACGAAGACGGUGGCAGAGAUAUUUGCUCUCAAGGAUCCUGGGGUGGAGGCAAUUAGAUCUGAGCUUACCAAUAGUCUUGAGGUAAAGAAGGAAGGCUUGGGAAAGACCGAGUCUCUACAGGUGGCCAAGCAGGCUAUGGAAGAGAUGACUAACACGUACAGUACUAAACAUGACGGCUUUGAUAAGUUGAUGACAUACCUGCGUGAGAGCACCAACUUGCCGGAGUCACAGAUCUCCUGUAUAGAGCAGGGUAUAUCUGCAUCUCAUUGUGGACUCACACACACAUUUGACGGACAGAUGGUGCGUCUUCCCACUGGUAAACUCUUCUUCAGGGGUUCACUAACUAUCGCUGAGGUUGUGGUUGCAGUUGGAACUGGCUACAAGAAAAAGGAUGCCAAGGUACAGACAUAUGAAAGAGCUUUGGAGGCCCUGAGAACCAAGACAAUGGCCCAAAUCCUGAAGAGUGUACCUGAGGCUGAGGCGGUGACGGGAGUUGUCCAGGAAAAGGUGCCAACAGUUCCAGAGAAGGACCGCAGUAGUCAGACACUUCUGGAGAAGAUGACAGAGAUAACACAACUAAUCAAGGAGGCCCAGUUCCGGGAAAAUAACAUUAAUUAUCUUGAUGUCACUGCUAUACAUCUGGGCUUCACUCCGACCUGUAUAUACAGAAAACUUGAAAGUGAGGGUAACAAGACUAUGAUUGCUUGUGAACUGUACCUGGAUAGCAUUUUGAUGGCGACCGGUGAGGCCGAGCGCCGCAAGGAUGCCCAGGUGGAGACCUACAACAGCGCAUGGGAUGUUCUAUGUACUACAGCACCAGACUACAUUCUUAAGGAACACAAACGACUAAAGCCCGGCGACCAGGAUGACCCCAGCGUGAUGGAUGUGUGGGUCAAAGGCUCGGGCAAACCCAAUGCCAACACCAACAUGCCAGGGCUUAAACGCAACAAGAUGGAUCCCAACGAAGCCUGGAAAACUGUGGACGUAAUUGUGUUGAUGGAGCAUGAGGACUGGAGCUUUGAUCGACAGAGGCAGGCCUUCUGUAUACUGAACUACAGCUCGACCUUCAAUGGCAUGCUGCUUCAGUGGCAGACAGAACAUGAUGGCAACAUGUUCAAGUCAACAAUUAAUCUUCAGCACAAGAUGAUUGGGGAGGCCUCAGCUCUGGGGAAAAACACCUCCAGGAACCUGGCUGCUGCGUGUGCUCUCUUCAAGUUGUACGAAACGCAACACGUCAUCAGAAUUUCCCGACGAGAUGAUACCAAGUUAUGGGUGGAGUACCCUGAGAUUAAGACAAAGGCAGAAGCUCUGAGGGUGGCAAGUGGGGCACCGAUGGAAGAGGUGGUGGCUACUCCAACCCCAGCAGACGGGGAAGAGAAGCCCUCCAUCCCUGCCAACAAGUGGGUUGUUCAGGUGGCUGAACAGAUGAUCACACAGCACAUUGCCAAACAGACGCUUGACGAGCUCACCUUUGGACCAGGUAUGCCAUUCAGUGAGAGUAAGGAAGUGCGACAAAUAGCCCGUAACUUGGAUCUGAAACAUGACAUUCGCCAACAAGAAGGCCAGUCUUAUCUCAUCAUACACAAGAGGAUGACUCCUCAAGAAAUGAUCAAGAUUCUGCAGGCCAAUAAUUCACAGAGUGGCAAGUACUCUCUGGUGGAUAAGGACACGCUGCCCACCUACCAGAAUAUCCUCCCCGAGAUAGAAAAACACGAGGCCAUGAGGAACACUGGGAACACCGAGGGGGCCAGCAAGAAGAAAAUUAAAAAAGAAGAUAUCAGCAUGACAGAUUUAUCAUGAGACAGCAAAUUUUAAUCCUAAAAUCACCUUGUCCAUCUUUUAUCAUGGAACAAACGAAAUAAUACAUUUUAAAGGAUUGUCUUCAAAUUUCUAAACUGCUUGUAGUUCUAUGAGCUGCUUUACUUUUGUAUCAACUUUGAUAAUGUUAUGAUUUUUUUCCCGGAUGUUUUACAAAGUAAACCAAAAAAUCAUGUUAUUAUUUAAUUUAUGAUGUUGAAGGGGAAGGCUAUAAUUGAUUUCAAACUCUUCAACCAUAAAAGUGUAAGUUUGUAAGAUCUGUGAUGAAGUCUGAAAUAUGUGAUGUUGGGAGUGCUGGGAAGCAACUCUUUAACCACAAAUAAAAAAUGAAAAGGUUAAUGAUUUUAGGUUUCUUGUACAAUUGAUUCUAGAAAGUCUUUCGUGGAUUUAUGUAAAAUGUUCAGAUUAACCCCAAGUAUUGCUUCAAUUGUCUUGUGUGAUUGGGGCCAACAUUUGAUAGAAAGAUUGCAAGAGAUUUUUUGGAAAUGUACUGUAUAUAUGUUAGGGUUUGGGCUAAUAAAUCAACAUUAUCAUGUUAUUAUUUCUGACCCUUUUUAAAUUCAAAUUUUAAUAUGAAUCUUCCCUUCAAAAGAAAUAUCAUAUUAUUACAAGUUCUUUUGGUUCUUCAAACAUAUAUUUUCCAGGAAUUCAAUUUAACACCAUUUGAGAUAUCUUGAUGAAACUUGGAGGUUCCCCUACAUAAAUGUGCAUUGCAUUGUAAUUAGGUCACUGUAAUAACCUUCACCUCUAGGUCAAAGGUUAAAUUAAUGCAAAGUUUGCAGUUCAGAUUUCACCAAAUGUAUUUUAAUUUUAGGUCAGUUAAGUGUAAAGCUAAUAUGUUGUUUAACCCUUUCACCACUGUGUCCAUAAUGGACUCAUCCAGAUCAAUGCAUGGUAGAGUUUACUAAAAUUACAUAGGGGUGAAAGGGUUAAUAUGAACCAUCUGGAAAUUUAGUAAAAAAAACACCAACAUAAUUAAUUAGGAAAUGAUUUGUCAUGUGUCAGAACUCGGUGUUUUGAAAAUAUGGGCUUUUUCCACUGUACAUGAAUAAAGGUGUACUUAUUAUAAGUUAAUUCCGUUGAUUGAAGUUUCUUUAGUGUGUUUUGCUUUUAAACAAGUCUCAAGUAAACUUGCUGUCUCUGAAGUUCUGUGGGCCACUCCAUGUUUUUAGCUAAUAGUCUGUGUGGUUUUGUGUAGAAAUGGCUUUUGAAUUAAAUUGCUGAAAUUCUUGAAGGGAGUUAACAAUUUAAGAACAGCAUUUGUUGCCGAGACUUUUGUGUCAGAAUGAUAUAUCUACCUAAUAUCUACAAGCUUUAAAAAACAAACGUUUUGUUGAUAUUAGUUGCUGCUCUUGUGAUACUGUCAACUUGGACAAAAGGUAUAUACAUUAAGUAUUAAGAAAUAGAUAUUGUGGAAAUUUGUGGUAAAUAAUCAAUUUUAUUACAUACAGUUCAGACCCUAUCAUUGGUAAAAUACAUCAUCGCAUCCAAAACCUAGUCAGUCACAACUAAUUUGUGUUGUCUUAGUGGUUUGUUAAAUCAUUUACAUUAUGUGGAAUUGUUCUGAACUUCUGUUUGAUACAUUGUUUUAUUAUUUAACUUGUACUGUAAGAUAUAUGUAAUAAAUCAAUUCUUGAUA
Mizuhopecten yessoensis (Yesso scallop) is the source of this 4799-nucleotide messenger RNA. RefSeq lists its product as uncharacterized. The transcript is spliced from 13 exons. The record is from RefSeq and is a predicted model, not a curated record. NCBI's taxonomy places the organism in Eukaryota, Metazoa, Mollusca, Bivalvia, Pectinida, Pectinidae. The coding region runs from base 272 to 3142 and encodes 956 amino acids.